GGGAAACUGUCACAGAUGCAAUGUGUCGCAAACACAUUCACAGCACGGAGGACUUACUAAACUACUGAUACCACAUUACAGUCACGUCUACCUACCUGUGUAUGUCCCUCUUGAUGCUACAAAAAAAUCAUUGGGGGAGCAACACCGUACCAGGGCUCCAAUCAAAAUUCCCCUCGUUUGUCAAAGGAAGAGGAGGUGAAACUCUGAAGAGAUUGGGACUGCCAUAAACUACAGCAACAAAGGGCUGAAUUUCCUGCAGACACCAGUUAUGGAAAUGGGUUCAAUCUCUCCUCCUCCUACAACACACCAGACGAAUAACUCCACCUGUGAUCUAUAUGAGCACGAAGGUUUAGCACAUAUCUUAUUGCCUGUAUUCUACGGCCUUAUUUUCAUAAUAGGAAUGUUUGGAAAUGUACUUGCUCUAAUUGUGGUCAUUAAAAACAGGAAAAAGAUCAACUCUACAACGCUUUACUCAACAAAUCUUGUUGUGUCGGAUAUUCUUUUUACUACUGCUUUGCCUGCCAGAAUCAUAUAUUAUGCAAAGGGAUUUGACUGGCCAUUUGGAGAAGGACUGUGCAAACUCACUGCACUCAUCUUUUACAUCAACACUUAUGCUGCUGUGAACUUCAUGACAUGCUUGAGUAUUGACAGGUUUGUAGCUGUGGUGCACCCACUGCGCACCAGGAUCAGAACUGUGAGAUGUGCCACCUACAUUUGUUGUUCCGUGUGGUUUCUUGUAUUAGCCCAGACUCUCCCAUUGCUUACACAACCUUUGUCACGUAAAGAAGAACAAAGGAACACAUGCAUGGAAUAUCCAAACUUUGAAACAAUACCAAAUCUCCCUUGGAUUCUUCUUGGGGCCUGCUUACUUGGAUAUGUAAUUCCCCUUGGGAUUAUACUAGUCUGUUAUUCUAAAAUUGGCUACAAACUCUAUCAAAAUGCAAAACAAAAUCCACUGGUCGUAAAAUCAGGAACAAACAAAAAGGCUAUUAAUAUGAUUUUCUUCAUCAUUGUGGUCUUCACUGUUUGUCUCACUCCUUACCACGUUGCCAUUAUCAAACACAUGAUUGCAAAGAUUAUGUCCGGAGAGCAAGAUAUUGAAUGCCGAGUUCAAAAACUCUUCCAGAAGACCCUCCACUAUACUGUGUUCCUGAUGAAUUUAAACUGCUGCUUGGAUCCUCUCAUCUAUUUCUUUGCAUGCAGAGGAUACAAACGUACAAUCAUGAGAAUUCUGAGACGUCAAGGAAGCAUAUCGUUAUCAAGUGCUGCUCGAACAGCUCCUGAAGAAAGCUCCCGUGAUAUUGGAGAUUCCAACACGGUUAAUGUUACAACAGCACUAAAUGGAAAACGAUGACCGCCAAGGAACAUGUGCAACAUACCUCAAGUCACUUGAUGUUUGAAAAGUUUGAAACAGCAAAAGGCAUGGACUACUCUCUCUUUUUUUUUAGAAACUCGGUGUUCUGAAUCUCCCAAGAGCAGGGGAGCGAACCACAUACAUCAGCAACAAGAAAAGGAAAAUAAAAUGUCUUGUUUUGUU
This is a messenger RNA of Sphaerodactylus townsendi, 1537 nucleotides long. RefSeq names its product G protein-coupled receptor 183 (gene GPR183). Gene Ontology annotation, cellular component: membrane. NCBI's taxonomy places the organism in Eukaryota, Metazoa, Chordata, Lepidosauria, Squamata, Sphaerodactylidae. The record is from RefSeq and is a predicted model, not a curated record. The transcript is spliced from 3 exons. Gene Ontology annotation, biological process: G protein-coupled receptor signaling pathway. Gene Ontology annotation, molecular function: G protein-coupled receptor activity; oxysterol binding. The coding region runs from base 269 to 1354 and encodes 361 amino acids.